AUGGCGCUGCGCGGGGUUUGCGUCGUGGAGCUGGCCGGCCUGGCCCCGGGCCCGCUGUGCGGCAUGAUCCUGUCGGACUUCGGGGCGCAGGUGUUACGUGUGGACCGUCCCGGCAGCGCCGGCGACGUGAGCCACUUGGCUCGGGGCAAGCGCUCGCUGAUCUUGGACCUGAAGCGGCCGCAGGGCACGGAAGUGCUGCGGCGUCUGUGCUCCCGGGCUGACGUGCUGCUGGAGCCCUUCCGCUGUGGUGUCAUGGAGAAACUCCAGCUCGGCCCAGAGGUUCUCUUGCGGGACAAUCCGAAGCUCAUCUAUGCCAGGCUGAGUGGGUUUGGCCAGUCAGGCAGGCUCUCCACAGCAGCAGGGCAUGACAUCAACUACUUGGCUCUGUCGGGUGUUCUGUCGAAAAUUGGCAGUGGCGAGCAACUGUAUGCCCCUCUGAACCUCCUGGCUGACUUCGGUGGUGGUGGCCUCAUGUGCACCCUGGGCAUCCUGUUGGCCCUGUUUGAACGCACCCGCUCAGGCAAAGGCCAGGUCAUCGAUGCCAACAUGGUGGAAGGAACAGCAUACCUAAGUUCUUUUCUGUGGAAAACUCACAAAGCGGGACUGUGGGAUCGGCCACGAGGCCAGAACCUGUUAGAUGGCGGAGCUCCUUUCUACACAACUUACAGGACAGCAGAUGGGCAGUUCAUGGCUGUUGGAGCAAUAGAGCCCCAGUUCUAUGAGUUGCUGAUUAAAGGUGAGUAG
Chrysochloris asiatica (Cape golden mole) is the source of this 744-nucleotide messenger RNA. RefSeq names its product alpha-methylacyl-CoA racemase (gene AMACR). The transcript is spliced from 4 exons. Gene Ontology annotation, biological process: bile acid metabolic process. The record is from RefSeq and is a predicted model, not a curated record. Bases 1 to 744 code for a protein of 247 amino acids. NCBI's taxonomy places the organism in Eukaryota, Metazoa, Chordata, Mammalia, Afrosoricida, Chrysochloridae. Gene Ontology annotation, molecular function: alpha-methylacyl-CoA racemase activity. Gene Ontology annotation, cellular component: mitochondrion.